This is a messenger RNA of Syngnathus acus (greater pipefish), 1909 nucleotides long. RefSeq names its product urotensin-2 receptor 2 (gene ogfod3). The coding region runs from base 149 to 1099 and encodes 316 amino acids. Gene Ontology annotation, cellular component: membrane. NCBI's taxonomy places the organism in Eukaryota, Metazoa, Chordata, Actinopteri, Syngnathiformes, Syngnathidae. The record is from RefSeq and is a predicted model, not a curated record. The transcript has 9 exons. Gene Ontology annotation, molecular function: iron ion binding; oxidoreductase activity, acting on paired donors, with incorporation or reduction of molecular oxygen; L-ascorbic acid binding.
CUAACACGCGCAAAACCGGAAAUAGAAAAGGAUUCGGGUGCUCGUGGCGCGGCUAAGCAAUGUUUAUAGAAUGAUUAGCAAUCAAAGCAACCACAAUAUUCUUUCAUGACAGCGUGUUUAGAAAGCAAAACGACAGGCUACAAUUUUAAUGGCGCCAGUACGACAGCGAAAUGCGAAAGGCCUGAAUUCUACAGAGAUAGGGAAGAAAAUCAAAAGGGGCAAUGCACUGCGGCAGGGCACUGCUUGGUGGACUUCCAGAAGCCUAACCGCUUUGUUGCUGGUUAGUCUUUGUUUGUGUGGGGCAGCAGCCUGGCUAUAUGUCACGUCCUUGGAUAGUGGCAUAACGGAAACAUUGGUCAGCCAGCGUGAGCACGUGUCCCCCAAGCCCAGGGUCUUUAUCGUCCAGUGCUCAGAAGACUAUGAGAACUACAAACGCUACCCAGGAUGCACCCCUCAGAAGUGCGGGCGUGCCGUCGCAGACGGCCUAGUGACGAGGGAGGAAGCUCAGGUCCUAAGGAGCCUGGCUGAGAGAGGACUUCAACUGGCUGGAUCAGAGGGAGGGGCCUCCAUCUUGGAUCUGCACUCAGGAGCAUUGUCAAUGGGGCCACAAUUUGUCAACAUUUACAGAUAUUUUGGCGAACAGAUCCAGGAUGUGUUCACAGAAGAGGAUUUUCAACUUUACAGAGACGUACGCAAGCGAAUCCAAUCCGUAAUUGCUGAGGCGUUUGAUUUGGACCAAACACUGAUGUACCUCACCAAGCCCACCUUCUUCUCCAGGAUCAAUUCUACAAUAGCUAAGACCCAACAUGACGAGUACUGGCACCCGCACAUUGAUAAGGUGACUUAUGGCUCAUUUGAUUACACAUCCCUUCUGUACCUUUCUGACUAUGGCUCUGACUUCACUGGAGGAAGAUUUGUCUUUAUGGACCAAAAUGGCAAUAAGACAGUGGAACCAAAGGCAGGUCGAGUGUCUUUUUUCUCCUCCGGCUCUGAGAACCUCCACCGUGUGGAGAAGGUGACUUGGGGUACCCGAUACGCCAUCACGGUGUCCUUUACGUGCGACCCUACACAAGCCAUCGCCGACCCUGCGUUGCCCUGAGGCAGCCAUGGGCGACGGGAUGGACAUCACAGUCCUCCCUUUCAGUCGAGCCCUGCGGAAUGCAAGUGGUGAAAGAUGAAGGACGAAAAAAAAAAAAAAAAUCAUUUGUUGCUACUUUGACUUCCUUCUGUGGGUGCAGAGUGGUGCAACUUCAAUUCACAUGAUCUUUACGGUGUUUGAAUCUUAUUUACUGUGCAGUAUUAUUACUUUGAAUGAAGUUCAAGUGUUAAGGGCAUUUAUGUUCCAUUCAGGAUCCCAAACAAGUGACUGUUUUGUGUGACUUUUAAUAUUUAAUGAAGAGAUGGCCAACAAAUAUGGGGGAAAGAUAAGUCUUUUGCUGAAACCUAUAAGCCGCGUUCCUGUCUAUCAUGUAUUGUCUAUCGACUCGUUUAUAGGCCAAAUCAUUAUUUAGCGUUCAACACAAGGCUGUUUCAUUUUUGCCUAUCAGAUAGGCAUUUUUUGUCAAUGUGACAGAUUAACUGAGUUUCAAAUGCAUAUCCAUAAAAGUUCAACUUUCAGUCAAAUGUUUUCUAACUGUCAUUGCGUUUCAAUUAUUUUCUAUGGACUUUUUCCCCUGAGCAAUUUUGAUAAAGCCAAACGUUUUGCGCUAUAUUUGCGGCAAGAAAUCGAAGGCAUUUUGAAGUACCGACAAAUACCUCCUGAUUUGUCCGUCUAGAAAUGAACGCCAGUUUGCAUUCUUACCUAGAAAUCAAGUUGUGAACAAAUGAUUGUUAACCUGUGAUUAUUUGAAACUAUAUGAAGACAAAAUUUGUUUUUCACUCUUUUAAUAAAUCUUUGCUUCUUCUCCAA